AAUUGUGGAGGACAAGGUUGUACAACACUGGAGGCUCUUUGUAAAUCACUUGCAAUCUACGUCUAAGGAAGGGAGCAAGUCAUGGAUGAAGAAACAAUACCCAGUGAUAGAACAUUCUGAUGGUCACAGCUGUGGGAUAUUCGUUCUGAUGGCUGCUGAUGCAAUUUUGUCGGAGAAGUCUCCAGGCAUCAUGAGGAACUGUCACGUUGAGAAAAACAGGCUGUAUGUGCUUCAGAGGAUACUACAGUAUGCCAAGGACAAGGGAGAUAUGCAAGGUGGAGGAAAUCACAUGAUGGCAGUUGAUGGACAGGGUAAUGUCACAAACGAAAUUCAAACUGUAACGCUGGAGACAAGAGAUGUACUGGAAAAUAGCUGUACAAUGACAACAGAACAAGGAUGUCCAACUAUUCAUGAAGAGGAUGGACAUGAAACACAUGAAGGACCCGACUGUGCUAUGGCCAGUGAUGAAAAUACAGAGGACUAUCCAUGUUUGGAUCAGCACCUGUUGCAUAAGCAGGAGAUGGCGUGCUUGUUAGUGGUUGCUUUGGCGGAGAAUAACCUGGAGGAGAGGAGGCUAUGGGCAGGGUCUGACACAGUGACUCGCGUGGAAAGAGAAACCUACAAAAAAUAUAUUGUUUGGGCAGUUAAGGCUUUUGACAUCAAUGAAGAAGAAUACACUGAAAAUAUGAUGAAACAUAUUUUAUCCCAAUUGGCGGGAUGCUGUCUCCAUCAUGAAGCAGGCUCAUAUAGAAUAAGAAAUCAUAAAGUAGCAAUAAAGCUAAGAGAAAUACUGCCACGUGAUGUAAGGCAGUUGGUUGAAAGGAUGGAUCUCGAGUUCAUAUAUCGUUAUGUGACAUUUAGAGAUGAUCCAACUGAAGAGGAACAACUAAAUGUGUCUUUCAACCUCGAAUUGAAACAUGAUGAUCUGCAUAUUGUAGCGAAGAGGUUUGCUACAGCUUUACACGGCAGAAAGUUUGCCUUUGUGUGCAUGCAUUCCCUAUUCCAGGUAGAGACAUUUGUUGAUAUGGUUUGGGAGAAAUUGUUGCAUAAUAUGAACAAGGACAGUUCUGUACUGUUGAAAGUAUUGUCAAAUAAUGACAUUGUACAUGGAUAUUCCUUUCUGUUUUGGGCGAGCAUCACAGACAACUCACAUUUGUUGAGGAGAGCAUUGUUCAGUGUUCAUUUGAAUGCAGAGAACAGAAAGGAAGCUUUGUUUGGAAGUUGCUUUGGGAAUAGUUUAGCCAACUUCGAUUACUUGUUUUCCAAUAAAAACUGGAAGUUGGAUAAGUUGUGGAUGACACUACCCAAACUCCCAAGACCUCUCAUCAUUAAACUGCAGUUGGCAGUUGCAGAUGAUCUGAGAGUAAAGUUUGGUAAAUGUUCACUUUUGGACAUUGCCUGCAUGGAAGGCCGCACACCUCUACAUGAUGCAGCCUGUCAGGGACAGAGGGAGGUUGUGGAGGUGUUAUUACAGAACAAGGCAAAUGUGGAUGAGAAACGUCAAGAUGGCAGCACACCUCUACAUGAAGCAGCCUACGAGGGACAUAGAGAGGUUGUGGAUGUGUUAUUACAGAACAAGGCAAAUGUGGAUGAGAAAGAUAAGGAAGGCAGCACACCUCUAAAUGAUGCAGCCUACCAGGGACAUAGGGAGGUUGUGGAUGUGUUAUUACAGAGCAAGGCAAAUGUUGAUGAGAAAGAUAAGGAAGGCCGCACACCUCUACAUCGUGCAGCCUGGCAGGGACAUCGGGUGGUUGUGGAGGUGUUAUUACAGAACAAGGCAAAUGUGGAUGAGAAAGAUAAGGAAGGCCGAACACCUCUACAUGAUGCAGCCUACGAUGGACAUAGAGAGGUUGUGGAGGUGUUAUUACAGAACAAGGCAAAUGUGGAUGAGAAAGAUGAGGAAGGCAGCACACCUCUAAAUCAUGCAGCCUACCGGGGACAUAGGGAGGUUGUGGAUGUGUUAUUACAGAACAAGGCAAAUGUUGAUGAGAAAGAUAAGGAAGGCCGCACACCUCUACAUCGUGCAGCCUGGCAGGGACAUCGGUUGGUUGUGGAGGUGUUAUUACAGAACAAGGCAAAUGUGGAUGAGAAAGAUAAGGAAGGCAGCACACCUCUACAGGAUGCAGCCUACGAUGGACAUAGAGAGGUUGUGGAGGUGUUAUUACAGAACAAGGCAAAUGUGGAUGAAAAAGAUGAGGGAGGCAGCACACCUCUAUAUAAUGCAGCCUGGCAGGGACAUAGGGUGGUUGUGGAGGUGUUGUUACAGAACAAUGCAAAUGUGGAUGCGAAAGAUAAGGAAGGCAGCACACCU
Messenger RNA from Haliotis rufescens (red abalone), 2311 nucleotides. RefSeq names its product ankyrin repeat domain-containing protein 50-like. Gene Ontology annotation, molecular function: protein binding. NCBI's taxonomy places the organism in Eukaryota, Metazoa, Mollusca, Gastropoda, Lepetellida, Haliotidae. The annotation marks the transcript as partial. The record is from RefSeq and is a predicted model, not a curated record. The transcript has 5 exons.